UCAUCACUCCAUUCCCGGGGCCAAUCAGAGCGCCCGCUCGGCCCCCUGACGUCAGUCUCCUCUCCCCUCGUCCAAUCAGGAUCGUUGAUAAUACUGCACUAGUCGCCACACGGCAGCCUCUCACUCAGGUAGACGGACCCACAGCUGCACCAAGCCCAUCCCCACCAGCCAAUCAGAAUGGAGGUGAACAGUACGGCCACCAUCUUGUCCUCUGCCUUCCUGGCCGUGGAAUAUGUUGAUGCUGUUUUACCUGACAACCCUCUUCAGCCUUCACUACAAUACGCCUGGGGGUAUGUGAAUGAGAACUACACUAAAUUCCAGAUCGCCACCUGGGGUUCUCUCAUCGUCCACGAGGCCAUCUACUUCCUGUUUUGUCUACCUGGUUUCCUGUUUCAGUUCCUUCCCUUCAUGCAGAAGUACAAGAUCCAACAGGACAAGCCAGAGACGUGGGAGAAACAGUGGAGGUGUUUCAAGAUGCUGCUGUUCAACCACUUCUGUAUCCAGCUGCCCAUGAUCUGUGGAACGUACCACUUCACUGAGUUCUUCAGCAUCCCCUACGACUGGGACAGCAUGCCACGAUGGCCCUACCUGUUAGCUCAGUGUCUAGGCUGUGCUGUGAUAGAGGACACCUGGCACUAUUUCCUCCAUCGCCUGCUACAUCACCGCAGUAUCUACAAGCACAUCCACAAAGUGCACCACGAGUUCACUGCUCCAUUUGGCAUGCAGGCAGAGUACGCCCACCCAGCUGAGACAGUGAUCCUUGGGUCUGGGUUCUUCAUCGGCAUCAUGGUGUUCUGUAACCACGUGACGUUGCUAUGGGCCUGGGUCGCCUUCCGCCUGCUGGAAACCAUUGACGUACACAGUGGGUAUGACAUCCCUCUCAACCCUCUCCACCUGAUCCCGUUCUAUGCCGGAGCUCGUUUCCAUGACUUCCACCAUAUGAACUUCGUAGGGAACUACGCCUCCACCUUUACCUGGUGGGACAAGAUACUACACACUGACUCCCAGUACAACAGACACAUGAUGAGCAAGAAGAACCAGUAAACAGACCCUCACACAGACACACAGACGGUCACGCACACAAGGACGGACGCAAAUACUCACACAGACAGACACACACACAGAUAGACACACACAUGCACUUAUGAAUGCACGCUUAAACACACUUCAUGAAGGUCAGAACUGGACUCCUGAGUGUGCAAUGCCUUGUGGGAAAAGAACCCACUAAAAUAGAGUAGAAUAGUCUUGACCAAUAACAUCAGCCCUUGUCUGGUCUUGACCAAUAACAUCAGCACUUGUUUGGUCUUGACCAAUAACAUCAGCCCUAGUUUGGUCUUGACCAAUAACAUCCAUUGUUGGGGUCAAAUGCCAUUUCAAAUUCAGCCAAUUCAGGAAGUACACAAACAUUCCAAUUCUAAUUCUCUUCAAUACUUUUAAAUGAGGAACAUUUUGAAUUUGAAUCGGAGUUUGAUUCACUUCUUGAAUCGUCUGGAAUUGAAAUGGACCCUGAUAACAUCAGGCAUGUUGGAGGUCUUUAGGCUGGGUUUCUGUAGAAGCACUUUGUGACAUCUGCUCAAGCUUUAUAAAUACAUUUGAUUGAUUGAUUGAUUGUCUGGUCUUGACCAAUAGCAUCAGGCCGUUGUUCCUGAAUAAAAACAUCCUGGUGAGAUGAUUGUUAUUAAUAAUGUGUUUUUCUUCACUGUUCAUUGUAAUUAAACCAUUUUUUUACGA
This is a messenger RNA of Oncorhynchus mykiss (rainbow trout), 1731 nucleotides long. The record is from RefSeq and is a predicted model, not a curated record. NCBI's taxonomy places the organism in Eukaryota, Metazoa, Chordata, Actinopteri, Salmoniformes, Salmonidae.